Molecule: messenger RNA, 1731 nt
Organism: Daucus carota subsp. sativus
Lineage: Eukaryota; Viridiplantae; Streptophyta; Magnoliopsida; Apiales; Apiaceae
Product: mitogen-activated protein kinase 15
Exons: 10
Coding region: 1-1692 (563 amino acids)
Biological process (GO): intracellular signal transduction; protein phosphorylation
Cellular component (GO): nucleus; cytoplasm
Molecular function (GO): MAP kinase activity; ATP binding
Source: RefSeq, a predicted model, not a curated record
AUGCAACCUGGUCAGUGUAAAAAGGGAUCUGCAGAAGUAGAAUUCUUUACUGAAUAUGGAGAGGGGAGCAGAUACAAAAUCCUAGAAUUUCUUGGUAAAGGAAGCUAUGGUGUUGUUUGCUCCGCUUAUGAUACUCAUCGUGGGGAGAAGGUUGCCAUUAAAAAAAUAGGUGAUGUUUUCGACCAUGUUCCUGAUGCCACCAGAAUUCUUCGUGAAAUAAAGCUACUUCGACUACUACGUCAUCCAGACAUAGUGGAAAUCAGACACAUUUUAUUGCCGCCGUCUAAAAGAGAAUUCAAAGACAUAUAUAUAGUUUUUGAAUUGAUGGAGUCUGAUUUACACCAAGUCAUAAAGGCAAAUGAUGACUUGACCCUGGAGCAUUAUCAGUUCUUCAUGUAUCAGCUGCUUCGAGGCUUGAAGUUUAUACAUACAGCAAACGUCUUUCACCGGGAUUUAAAGCCUAAAAAUAUAUUGGCAAAUGCUGAUUGCAAAUUAAAGAUAUGUGACUUUGGUCUUGCACGAGCUGCAUUGAAUGAUACCUCUACUGCAGUAUUUUGGACAGAUUAUAUUGCAACAAGAUGGUACAGAGCUCCUGAACUGUGUGGAUCUUUUCUCUCGAAGUACACACCUGCUAUAGACAUCUGGAGCAUCGGUUGCAUCUUUGCUGAGCUUUUGACCGGGAAACCUCUCUUUCCUGGGAAAAAUUCAGUCCAUCAGUUGGACUUGAUAACUGAUCUUCUAGGGACUCCAUCUCCUGAAGCCAUAGCUAAGAUACGAAAUGAAAAGGCUAGGAGAUACUUAAGCUGCAUGAAGAGGAAAAAGCCUGUUCCAUUCUCCCAAAAGUUCCCAAAUGCAGAUCCCGUAGCACUUCGUUUGUUAGAAAAAAUGCUUGCAUUUGAACCGAAAGAUAGGCCUUCAGCUGAAGAGGCUCUUUCGGAUCCAUAUUUCAAAAACUUGGCUAAUGUCAGGAGAGAACCAUCUGCACAGCCAGUUCCAAAGUUGGAAUUUGAAUUUGAAAUUAGGAAGAUAACAAAGGAAGAUGUACAAGAACUAAUUUACCGGGAGAUCCUUGAAUACCAUCCAAAUAUGUUGAAGGAUUAUUUAGAGGGUUCAGAAUCUACCAGCUUCAUGUAUCCGAGUGCUGUUGAGCAUUUGAAGUCGCAAUAUGCUCAUCUUGAGGAACACUCUGAAAAGGGUGGUACUGUGGCUCCGCCUAAAAGGCAGCAUGCAUCGUUGCCCAGGCAAAGUGUUUUAUAUGCAAAUGAGUCAGCACAUAGUGUUGCUAAAGUAACAAAUGAUCUGGCCGAAUGUUCCAUCAAAGACGUCGAGAGGUCACAUACGAAUACAGAAAAGACUCCCAGCAUCCCCUUAACAAGACUACCUAUUCAAGUGCCUCGAUAUGUUCAAGGAACUUCUGUGAGGCCUGGAAAGGCUGUAUGUUCUGUGUCGCGGUACAACACUUCUGGAGUUUCAGUGGCGGAGAGUGUUGAUAAAAAACUAAGCAUUAGAAGUCCUGAUGUUCUGACUCGAUAUGCUAAUUCCAGCUCUUCUUAUCGGAGAAGGAACCUAGGUGAUAAAAACGAAAUGGUGGAGGAUAAGACUGAAGGAUCUAAUGUGCAGCCAAGACCUGCAUUCAUGUCAACAAGUAAAGAGGGUGGGGCUCAAGGCGUUCCCGGAAAUAAGCAUUGUUGACGUAAUAUUUCUUCUCAUUACUUGAACAAGGGCUUGUUC